Molecule: messenger RNA, 1362 nt
Organism: Geodia barretti
Lineage: Eukaryota; Metazoa; Porifera; Demospongiae; Tetractinellida; Geodiidae
Source: the annotation of a GenBank genome assembly
AUGCUCGGCGGGCAGGCGUUGCAGGGUUCGAGGAUCAUUGCCGCUGCCCGAAGAGAGCUCGACGCCGACGGCUUUCGCCAUAUGGCCGAGGCGGCGCUCAGGAAUCAUGCGGGGCCGGGCAAGCUCGAUCCCGAUCAGUUGGCAGUCUUCCUCGCCAUGCUCGACUAUGUGCGCAUCGAUGCGGAGGGCGAGGGCGGCUGGGCUUCACUCUGCGACAGGCUCGAGGGCUCGGAGCGCAUGCGGGCCUUCUACCUUUCGGUGGCGCCGCAAUUAUUCGGCCCGAUCAGCGAACGGCUGGCGACGAGUGGCUGCCGGACGCCGGACACGCGCUUGGUCGUCGAGAAGCCGCUGGGCCGCGAUCUCGAGAGCGCGCAGGCGCUGAACCGCCAGCUCGCGACGCUGUUCGAAGAGCGCCAGAUCUACCGGAUCGACCACUAUCUCGGGAAGGAGACGGUGCAGAACCUGAUGGCGCUGCGCUUUGCCAAUGCGCUGUUCGAACCGAUCUGGAACGCGCGCCAUGUCGACCAUGUGCAGAUCACCGUCGCCGAGCGGGUCGGUGUCGGCGGCCGGGGCGCCUAUUAUGACCGGAACGGCGCGAUUCGGGACAUGAUGCAGAACCAUCUUCUGCAACUGCUCUGCCUCAUCGCCAUGGAGCCGCCGGCGCAUUUUGAGCCGGAUGCGGUGCGCGACGAGAAGCUUAAGGUGCUGCGCAGCCUGAAACCGCUGGACGGGCUUGGCGACGUGGUGCGCGGCCAGUAUCGCGGUAUCAAUGGCGAGGCGGGCUAUUGCGAGGAUGCGGAGAACCCCGGAUCGCGCACUGAAAGCUUCGUGGCGAUCAAGGCGGAGAUCGCCAACUGGCGCUGGAACGGGGCGCCGUUCUAUCUGCGCACCGGAAAGCGGCUACGGGCGCGGAUGUCCGAGAUCGCCGUCGUCUUCAAGGACGCGCCACAUUCGAUCUUCCCCGAGAGCGCGGGUGGCACGCGUCCGAACGUGCUGGCGAUCAGGCUGCAGCCCGACGAGGGGAUCACGCUGAGACUGACUAUCAAGGAGCCGGGCCCCGGCGGCAUGCGGCUCUGCGAGGCGCCGCUCGACAUGACCUUUGCCGAGACCAUGGGUGCAGAGGGCCUGAGCAUGCCGGACGCCUAUGAGCGGCUGGUGAUGGAUGUGAUACGCGGCGACCAGACGCUGUUCAUGCGCGGUGACGAGGUCGAGGCGGCCUGGCGCUGGAUCGAUCCGAUCAUCGCUGCGGCGGAGGCCGCGCCCGAGCGGCCGCAAUCCUAUGACAGCUAUUCAUCGGGCCCUGAAGAUGCGCUGAUGCUGAUGCAUCGCGACGGCCGGCGCUGGCGCGCGGUCGCGGCGUGA